Messenger RNA from Toxorhynchites rutilus septentrionalis, 934 nucleotides. RefSeq names its product importin subunit beta (gene Fs(2)Ket). Gene Ontology annotation, molecular function: small GTPase binding. Lineage: Eukaryota; Metazoa; Arthropoda; Insecta; Diptera; Culicidae. The record is from RefSeq and is a predicted model, not a curated record. The transcript has 4 exons. Bases 431 to 934 code for a protein of 167 amino acids. Gene Ontology annotation, biological process: intracellular protein transport.
UUCUUUUUGGCACAUUGCUUUCGCAGCUAUCAGAGAGGAGCCGGCCGUAUUGAAGAAAAACGCGAUUUCGUCAAUCUCCAGUGAAGCUAAUAAAAUCCUUUAUUAUCGGAUGUGAGUUACGUAUCCGCGGAAAAAGAAAUAUAGAUUUGUGCGUCAAGGUGGAGUUUGGUUUUCCCAAGAAAUUGUAUCCCAAUCUGGGUUUUAGUCUCGGAAGCCUGCGAAAGAAAUAUUUUUUCACGCGAGUGUGCUCUGUUGGAUCUGUCUGGAAGUGGUGAUUUUAGCAAGCGUAGAAUAAAAAAAAAAGGUGAAGCGGAUCAUCAUUCAUUGCGCUGUGCGUGUGUUAUCUGUGGAAAACUAUCGAGAAGGGCUGGUAAAUUUUAUGCGUUUUCUCACUUUCUUGGGCUCGCGGAUUCGCUGAAUUUCAUAGAACAUGCAGAUUGUGCAGGUUCUCGAAAAAACCGUAUCGCCAGAUAAAGAUGAACUGCUCGCGGCAAAAAAUUUCUUGGAGCAGGCAGCUGCUACCAAUUUGCCCGGCUUCCUGCAAACCUUGUCCGAUGUACUUGCUUGCGCUUCAUAUUCUCCCGUGGCUCGCAUGGCCGCCGGUUUGCAGCUGAAAAAUCAACUGACUAGUAAGGAAUUGAACAUCAAAAUCCGGUAUCAACAACGAUGGCUUUCAUUCCCAGAGAAUAUCCGAGAGCUCAUAAAGACGAACAUUAUCGGCUCUUUAGGGACCGAGAGCACUCGACCUUCUUCAGCGGCUCAAUGCGUGGCCUACGUUGCUAUGAGACAAGAGAGUCCAUCGUCUUGUCGAAUCGAAGACCCAAACAAUUCCCACAGGCCUGCUAAGAUCAACUCAUUGCCUCAACAUGCCGAGGGUUCUGGUUCGAUUCCCGUUGCCAGGGACGUCAAAGAAAUUUACUUCGACUUGCACUGA